Messenger RNA from Brassica rapa (field mustard), 5826 nucleotides. RefSeq names its product 5-dehydro-2-deoxygluconokinase. NCBI's taxonomy places the organism in Eukaryota, Viridiplantae, Streptophyta, Magnoliopsida, Brassicales, Brassicaceae. The record is from RefSeq and is a predicted model, not a curated record. Gene Ontology annotation, molecular function: kinase activity.
CAAAUUUAAUCAUGAAACUAUUGUUGACUGCGCAAAAUCAGAGAUUAAAAAAUCAAUGGUUAAUUAUUACAUGAAUUAUAAUUAGAAAAGGGAUCGGUUUGGCUUUUAAAAACCCAUAAAUUCUUAAAAUAAAAUUAUGUAAGAUGAUGGAAGAGAUUUUCGUUGAGUUUAGACGAUUUUCAAUGAGAAGAAACAAAUUCCACUAAGAAUAUAAAUAUUUCGAAACUGAAACUGGAGAACAUAGUUCUUUUCUUUAACAACAAUAUUCGCUUAUUCUCUCUCAGAAUCGCUCGGAUAGCAUUGAUUUUAGAGAUUCAUGGGUUUAUGAAAGCCAUGCUGAUCUUUUUUUAAUUGUAAUCCAUGUUUAUGUUUAGUAAUUAAUGUUUGACUUUUUCUAAGUCUGAAUUUGCACAGUUAACAAUGCCUUCAUGAUUAAAUCUGCACAAGAAAUAGUUGAGUAUUAAGUGUUGAUUUCAAAUAUUUGGAAGCUCAUUUUCCGAUCGUGUAUGAUGUAUAUUUCAUCAUAAAAUGAAUAUAAAUCUUAUAAAACAUAUAUCAGCUUUUAAGAUCGUAAUUUAAUAUAUAUUGACUGCAGUCAAUUGGUUGAGUUCAUAUGUGACAGAGUGUCAAUCAUUUAACUAAUUUUAAUUUUUAUGUUAAAAUUUGUUUAUUUAUGAGAAUCGAAUCCGUUUAAAAAAACUUCAACUAAAACAUUUAAACUAUUCAACCAAAACAAUAAUGAUAUGAUAGAACAUGUUAUUAAUAAAAAAAAAUUAUGAGUAUAGUUUUACGGGUUAUUCCAACAAACAUGUAAAAUAUUUAUCAAAUAUAAAACUAAUUGAAUAAAACAUAAACCACAUUUUAAGUUAGGCUUCGUUCACGGAUCCUUAUUUGUUUCUAAUUUAUAUCACAUCAUAGGUCUCAUUUUAGAAAAUUUGUUAAUACGGACCGGGUUCGAAUAUAACAUAUUGGUUUGGUUCUAAUUUGUAUCACGUCAUAAUACCCAUAAAGUAACUUAUAUCAUUCGGAUUCAGGUUAUAUUGGUUUAGUUUGGAUAUAUCUAAUGUUAAAUCCAAAAUUUAAAAGCAAAACAUAAGACAUAGAUACUUAUUUAUAUAGAAUUGGAUAUUUAAGGUAUUUAUUUAAAAUUCAAAUACUUAUUUUUAGAUAUCUUUGAAAAUAAAUACAUAAUUAAAUACUUGAAGUACAUAUUUAUGUAUCAAAUAUUUAUAUUUGUGAUUAAUUUGGACUUUCUUUUUUUGGGUUACACGUUCGGGUUUGAGUAAUAACAUUUCAAGUUUGGAUAUGUUUUAUACCACCCUACAAGAUCCGCUAUGGCAUUUCUUAUAUUUUGGACCAGGUAGGGAUCGAAUUUUUGUUUGGAUUCAGUUCAGACUUUGGUUUAUGGAUUUUAUGUCCACACCUAUUUUAAAUAAAGAGAAAUAAAGUUUUCAAUGAAAAAUUAUUCCGCGCUUUGGACAAUGAAAAAUAGAAGCCAUAACUUUUUCAUGUGUGAUUUUUUAAUUUGGACAAUCAAUUAAUUUUUUUAUUAAAUGUAUUAUAUAAGAUUAAUAAUAUAUAGAAAUUUCAAACUACUUUAAUUAUAAUAUCUUUUUAUUUUAAAUAUAAAUACAUUUAUUUAUUUUUUUUAACAAAUCUGUUUAAGAAGAUUUUAACAAGAUCUUAAUUUUAAAAAUUAUAGUUAAAUAUUUCCACUAACUUUGAAACUAGUUUUGAAAUACUAUUAAACAUUAAUAUAUUCAGUUAUCGUUAAUAACAAAAAUUCUAUCCAAUUUUUAUCUAUUAAUUAUAUAAUCAUAUUAAAAGAAAAUUAGUAUCUUAAGCUAAAUAUGAUAAAUUGUAUUAAAUUGAUAAAUUUAUAUAUUUUAGUUUCAUAAGUAUAAAAUAUUAAUGUUCAAAAAUAAAAGUAUAGUAUGUUGGUAAGACGGGUUAUAAAUCAUAAACAUUAAACAAAAAAUCCCAAACACUAAACUCUAAAUUUUUGGGUAACCAUAAACCCUAGGAUUUAGGAGGAUUUAUCCAAAGGUUUAGAGUUUAUGGUUAAGGGUUUAGUGUUUUUAAGAUUUAGUUUUUAGCGUUCUUAAGAUUUAGUGUUUAGUUUUUAUAAUUUAGGGUUUAAUAUUGAUGCAAGGGUUUAUGGUUUAUCCAAGGAUUUAAGAUUUAGUCAAAAGUUUAGGGUUUACCCAAAUACUUUUCAAAAAAAUCGUUUUUUGCAACAAUUACUAUUUUUCUUUUACUUAAAAAAUAAAUUAAAAGCAUAAUAUAACUUGGAAAAUACUUAUUAUUUUAUUUCCUUUUUAAAAGAUAUGGAAUAUGAAAUAAAAAAAUACUAUUGGUUGGUGUAUGGGAUGAACACAAGAAAAACCUUUUCAUAUUUUAUAUCUUAAAGAAAACAAAAUAAUAAGACUUUGUUAAAUUAUAUUAUGUUUUUAAAAUAAAAUGGUAAAAAUAAAUAAAAAUAGUAGUUGUUGUGAAAAAAAGAUUUUUUUUUAAAUAUUGUUAAUGCCGUCAGCACUAAACUCUAAAUCUCCAAUACUAAUCUCCAGCUCAAUCUUUGUCGUGCUGGUAGGAAACUGCUUUUUGCGGUUAAGGCGGAAAAGUCAAUUUUUGCGAUUUUGGCGGAAAAUUGUAUUUUCGCGAUUUUGGUCGGAAAAUGCAUUUUGCGGCUUUGAAAAAAAGUGUUUUUCGCGGUUUUGGUCGAAAAGUACAUUUAGCGGUUUUGAAAAAUCUGGUUUGGCAGAAAAAUGAGUUUUUUCAUCCAUAUAUCUUAUUAUCCAAAUAAUAAUUAUGAUUGAUUAUCUAAUUCCUAGUUGUAUCUAAUGUUAUUGGAGGACUGUUUUUUAUAUUUUACUCAUAAAAUAUAACUUUCAAAUAUUACAUAUGAUAUAUCUAUGAGGUUUUUCAAAAUUUGUGCAACAGACAAAAACUUAGGGAAAUACAUGUUUUUAACAAGGAUCUACUGCAAUUUCUAUUCAAAUUAUAUGUCACACAAUAUAAUUUGACAUAUUUGAUGUAUUUACCAUAUUCUACAAGAAAAAUAAACCAUAUUCUACGAGAAAAAUAAAUUGUCCUGCUAUAAAACAUAAUAUUGAGGUGAAUUUGUAAGUGGAAUACAAAAUUAUAUUAAUAUAUAUCACUGGUUAUUUAAAAAUCUUAGAGACUUGAAUCCAAAAAAAAAACUUUUUUUAUCAGUAACUUAAAACAGACUCAUAGAGACAAAAAAAAAUCAUUAAUCUGUGUUUCUAUUUCGAAGAGUAAAUAUUAGUAUAAUUUUGUACUGAAAUUUAAAUAUGAUGAAGAAAUAUAUAUAGUUUGGUUUUGGACCUAAAUUUAUUUAGGACUUUUUUUUUUGCAGCAAACGACUAUUCUAUUACUCAAACUUGAGGUGGUCUGAGUAUCCAAACCGGAAUAAAACAACCAAUAAAACAUAAAGAUCUAUGAAAAACUAAUUUAUUUAGGACUUAAGAGGGGGUUUUGUUUGCAUUGUUGCAUUUUGCAUUAUAUAAAUCAUGUUAACUCAAAUUCUCACGGUCUCACAUUGAAAAACAAGGGGAAAGACGAUAGAAGUUUCAAUAAACAACUGAAAACGAAGAAAAACAUCAAUGUCCCGCAUUUUGGGUCUUCGGUCUUAUAUAAUAGUAUAACUAUCUCAGUUCUCAACUACUCACAAAUAAAAAGGGUUUUCAACUAAAUUGUAUAAUUGUAAGGCUGGGCAAAAUAAAAAACAGAAACCGUUCUGAAAACUUAAUAUUGAACCCAAACCGAAUUGGUUAUAUAUCCCAACAAAUUUAAAAUUUUGGUAUUUAGAUAACCGAAACCGAACUUGACUCAAACCAAAAUAUUUUUGGUAUCCGAAUAUAUUCGAAUCAGAUUUACAUAUUAAAAUAUAUUGAUUAUUUUAGAUUUAGUACAUAAAUAAAUAUCCAAAAUGAAUUUUUAAAAUUUCAAAAUAAUUUAAACGAUUUAUCUGAACCCAAACCAAACCCGCAUAAAAUCUGAACUGAAUCCAAACCAAAAUUUAUAAAUAUCUGAAUAAGAUUUAUAUUUUUAGCCUGAAAUCCAAAUAGACUCGAACCAAAUCCGGAAGUCAACCCCUAUGUAAUUGAAUUUGGUGGACUGUAGUUGUUUUAUAAUACUAGCAUAUAUGUGGUUUUGGCUAUUAAAGUUGACUAUUACGGGUAUGCUUGGUCUUUUAUAAUCAGACUAUCCCACUAGGAAAACUUCAUGAAAGUACCUGAAAAGUUGUUGGGUACUCUGUCUUAAGAAAACCUCACAAAGGGGGAAAAUAAUUAAAAACCAAAACCGACGUUUAAGUUUCAACAAUUAUCCACCCGAUUAGAUUCCAGCAAAAAAAAAUCGGUUUGUCUACCGGUUCAACCAAACCAGUUGCCUUUUUGUUCCGGUUAUUUUUAAGUUGGAGGCUUAUAAGUUUAUAAAUGUUCAAUCUGUUUCUAUCUUUUCUCCUACUUCGCAUUAACGCAAAGGCGGAGCUCCGACAUGACAUCUCGCUCCAACGAAGCUAUUCCGGGUCACCCGAUUGUCCUUGGUUGUGGUCAACUUUGUUUGGAUUACUUAGUAACUGUACCGUCUUUUCCAGUUCCCGACCAAAAGAUCCGAGCCACGAGCUUCAAGGUUCAAGGAGGUGGAAACACUGGGAAUACGUUGACAUGCGCUGCUCGUUUGGGUUUGGCUUCUAGGAUCUUAGCUAAGGUUGCUGAUGAUUCUCAAGGGAGAUGGAUGCUAGAGGAACUAGAAUCUAGCGGCGUCGAUACUUCCUUUUGUGUGACAGCUAAAGAUGGAGUUUCACAUUUUAAUUACGUCAUUGUAGAUAACCAAACGAAUACUCGCACGUGCGUUUUCACACCAGGAUAUCCUCCUUUGCUCCCAGAUGACCUUACAGAAUCCCUCCUUGUAGAUGUGCUUGAUAGGGUGAGAGUUAUACAUGUAACUGGAAGGUCUCGAGAAACCGAAUUGCUUCUUGCGCAAAAGGCACAUAGCAAGAAUGUAUCCAUCUUAAUCAACGCGGAGAAAAGACGGGAGGGACUAGAUAAGCUCCUUGACUUAGCUGAUUAUGCCGUUUGCUCUACUCACUUCCCUCAGGCUUGGACUGAGUCACCAUCAGCACCUAGUGCGCUUCUCUCUAUGCUCAUUAGACUACCGAAGCUAAAGUUUGUGAUCAUGACUUUGGGGGAAGACGGUUGUGCGAUGCUCGAGAGAUGUCCCAAUGAGGUUCCAGAAUCAGAAGAAACAGACAUCGAUGAACUACACGAGUCUCUGAAGCAAAGCACAGACUUUACAAGUGUUUUACCGGUCUGCAAUUCAUCGAUGGUUACUAGACUGAAAGGAAAUGUUACAGGGAGAUUGUAUAUCGUAACAGCUGAGAAAAUACCUUCAUCGGAGCUUAUGGACACAACAGGUGCAGGAGAUGCGUUCACCGGAGGUUUGCUCUAUGGUUUGUGCACAGACAUGACUUUAGAAGAAACGCUGACAUUUGCAUCUCGAGUAGCUGCUUGUUGCUGCAGAGGUUUAGGGGCUCGAACAACUCUUCCAUUCCGUACUGAUCCAAAUCUUGCAGCUUUCUUGGGAGCAUGAUCACAAUUUGUUUGUCCUUGACGGCUCAACACUCAAGGUCUUAAAAUGGGUCUUUAUAUAUUUGUAUUUUAUCAAAUGUGAAAUAAAAUAGUUGAUUUGAAAAAUAAAAAUAAAUUAUUGUUUCAACGAUUUAUAAAUCAUGACAUCGUCGUACUUUACGUGUGUAUCAUGUGAACUUGUAAUAAUAAAUAAUGUAUUUUGUAUUAAACAAUU